GCUAAAAAUAGCCAAGACAUCCCAUCGUGUCUUGUCAUUUUACAUCAGGGUACGGCAACAAGCAUAUAGAAUGGGGGAUGCGGAUGCCCUGAACCUGCCCCUUCAAAAGACGGUCUUCAUCAUCCAGAGGGAAGCACUCGCCCAGGACGAAGCCAUUCGCCUUCGCGUGACGCAAGCAGGGUUCCGCAUCGUCGACCAGACCCUCGUCCAUCUCACGCCAGACCGCGCGACAACGUACUACCUCGACAAGCUUCUCAAGCCAGAAGACGGCGCGAAGAAAACGGGUGGACGGACGGCUCGCGGCACGGGCACCGGUCGAGCUGUCGCGUCCACCACUGCGAGGAAGGAAGCCGCACCGCCGUCCACGCCAACGUCUCCUCGAGACAAGACGCCACGCUCCGUGUCCUCGGACGACCCAUCGCCGCGCGUAGGUACGGCGUCAACGUCCCCGGGGAAGACGCCGCGGGACAACGUGGCCGAGACCGCCGACGAUGCGAUCGCGGCGUUGAGCGGCGGCCCGAUCGUGGUGCUGUUGGUGGAGAAGCAGAACGCCGUCAAGGCGAUGCUGGACCUCGUAGGGCCGCAGAAUCCGACGCAGUGGCCGUCCACUCCGACCUGUCUUCGCGCGUCGUUCGCCCAAGACGGCAAGCACGUCGGCGUGCGGUGCAGUCGGUUCGCGUACAACGUGGCCGACGAAACGGCCUUCUUGUUUGCGCACUCGGGGAACAACGGAGGGAAAUUGGCCACGGACGGCGACCACGCCGCGGACGACGCUGGGAAAGCCAUGGUACAUUUGGACGCGCUCAUGGACUUUUUGUUUCCGCCAAAUGUCCAGCAUCCCAACUCGACCGGCCGGUUGUUUGUGUUUUCGCUGUACGGGCCGUUGGACGCCAAGUCGCGGCUCCGCAGUGGCGAAAAGGGGAUGCAUGUCGUCACGGACAUUGAGCUCAACACGAUGUGUGUGUCGAUUGAACGCGAAGACAUUUUGUCAGUGUACGGCAUGAUUGGGCUGUCAAGAGACGAGGAGGAAGAAGUGCUUCGGCAGGCCGACAAGCAUAUGAAGCACUUGCCGCGGUACACGCGUGCCGACAUUCAAGAGAUGUUUCGACAUGUGCCGCAUACCAAGAACGAUGGGUUCAUGUCAUUCCAUGCUAUGCAGCGGUACCGAGAUAUAACCUUGCUUCAUCGUCGUUGCUAGCUAGCUAAGCGCGAAUAUGGCCGCUUCAGAGGUCAUGCGCGGAAUGGUUGAUGUGAUCUGAUGCAGGAGAAUCAUGGAGGAGCGCAUUCGCCGUGUGUUAUGCAUGAAAGACAACCUCAACACGACGUUGGCGACGCCGAUCGUGUCCAAGUACCGCAAGAGUUUGUCGACCACUGCAACUGUCACCAAGUACCAAGUGGCGCCGCCGAGCAUGUUUGUCAAGGACAUGGGGCUAAACGGGUCCGAGAACGCCGUCGUAGUCGCCAGGUUGCUCAACUGUCACGCGUUCCAAAUCUGCCACUUGGCCGAUGGCAACUCGCCUGAACUGACGCAAAACGUGCGGCUGCUGCGGGAGGACAUUGCGUCGCCGCUGCCCCGCCUGCCCUGGAACAACAACCACGCCAGUGUCAAGCACACUUAAAUACAUGUAUUCAGCCCA
Molecule: messenger RNA, 1637 nt
Organism: Aphanomyces astaci
Lineage: Eukaryota; Oomycota; Saprolegniomycetes; Saprolegniales; Verrucalvaceae
Exons: 7
Coding region: 71-1198 (375 amino acids)
Source: RefSeq, a predicted model, not a curated record